Messenger RNA from Cooperia oncophora, 474 nucleotides. NCBI's taxonomy places the organism in Eukaryota, Metazoa, Nematoda, Chromadorea, Rhabditida, Trichostrongylidae. The record is from the annotation of a GenBank genome assembly.
AUGAUAUGUGUGGUGGCUCGGAUGCUUCGACGUCUCGCGGCAUCGUUCGAAGCAGUGGAUUCUGGUGGUCGAACACCGCUUCUGACGGCCGUCUGGAAUUGUCAUCUGGAAAUGGCCGCCUACCUGCUCGAAACUGUCGGCGUCAAUCCGAACGCCGUUGAUGAACAGGGAGCUUCCGCUUUAUCUGUAGCUGCACAGCAAGGAAAUCGCGAACUGGUAGUGCUGCUACUACGAAUGGGUGCUGAACCGUCGUUGAAAGAUCUCGCAGGUCGAACAGCUUUGGACGUGGCUACUAUGUACGGGCACGAUACUAUCAGAGCUGUACUUCAGUCAGCAAGUGGCUCAGCUGAUUCGUCGGGGUUUGGCAGCGUGCCAAACUCGCCAUUGGAUUUCAGAUCUUUGGGGCGAAAGUCGCUAAGGAAAUCACAAAAACUGGCGGUCACUAGUCCACGAUUGCUUAAGAAACCUGUAUAA